CCAAUGAGCCCCAAGGUAGAUCAUCGCUUUCGUGCCGUACGCGUUUGAUGUUGUGUGUACGGAAAUGCCGUCUUCUGCUGAAAGGAGUAGAUCUUUUAAAAGCGUUUAUGACUAUGGGGGAGACGUGUUCGUAAGUGAACCUUAAAUCAGCGACUCUGAGGGCCCUAUCGAUUGUAGCAGUAGAUGAGGAUAUUAACUGCUAGCCAGAGGACGUAAAUAGUAAAAUCCAGUCAUUCUACCUAGGCAGCUAAAUAUCUUCUUAUUAGUCGAUCAUAGCUAACUACCGAAAAUUGUUAACGAUUUCAGGUGGGUUCCCGUGCACAAUAAUAUAUAGUGUACUAAAAUAAACAUCCUAAGAGGCGAUAUUUUGGAAUGCAUUGCUCUAAAAAAUGCUCCGUGUUUAAAGUGGUGCUCAGUGCUCUGCUGAUUGUAGCGCUCCUGCAGUUAAUCUACCUGUCCUUCCUAUCAAAGCUGCACGGCAGACAGCAGCGCUACAGGUAUACGGAGUUAUUUGGCAAGAGAAAUGCGUACCAGGGAGAGAAAAACACAAGGAAAGAGCGUCUCAAGUACUCUUUGUCCUCUGGGGGCAUUUUUGAUAACAGUGGACAGUAUCGCAUAUAUAAGAACUUAAUCAAAAGUGACUAUUCGACGAAUCAGAAGUCCGUUGUUGAUGCCAGGUCAAAUCGGAUAGCGCUGGCCACGCACACGUCCAUCAACAACCUCCAUCACCUAGACUCACUGCUAGAACGCUGGCAAAAUCCUCUCUCAGUCGCGAUAUUCGUGCACGGGCAAGAUGUUAAGUUUGCCACUGCACUCGUCUAUGCCCUUAGCAUUUUUUGUCCAAAUAUACAAGAGCUGGUGGACUUCCACCUCGUGUGCCACUCUGGAGAAACAGCCAGUUUCCCAGAAAAGGACAGAGAGCAGUUUGCUGGGUUGGAAGAGUGCAGAGGAGUAUUUGCCAAACUUGAGUCACACAGGAACAAAUACCAGAACUAUGCUAUCGGUGGCAACAUCUCGUAUCCCAACAAUCUGCUACGCAACGUAGCGCGAGGGGGUACAGAAGCUGCUUACAUCCUGGUUAUUGAUAUAGACAUGGUGCCCAGUGCUGACCUCCAUCAGCAGUUUGCCGGCAUGCUGGAUAGACGUGAACCUGUGCCUGAUGAGGUCUUCGUCCUGCCGGCUUUCGAGAUUCGGCACCCCCGCAAGAUCCCCGCCUCCAAAUCGGAAUUAGUACAGCUGUACCAGGUGGGUGAGGUGCGGCCCUUCUACGAAGAGCUAUGCCCCCGGUGCCAGGCCCCCACCAACUACUCCCUGUGGGUAAACCUGAACGGGCCUGUGCCAGGGCAGUUAGAUGUGGCCUACACCCUCAACUGGGUGGACCCUUGGGAACCUUUCUACGUUGGACCACGUGCUGUGCCUCUGUAUGACGAGAGCUUUCGGCAGUAUGGCUUCAACCGCAUCAGUCAGGCCUGUGAGCUCCAUGUGGCUGGUUACAAGUUCUCAGUGCUCAGCUCUGCUUUCUUGGUGCACCGUGGCUUCAAGGUGAUGGGCGACUUCCACAAGCGCAAGGACGAGGAGAACCGGCGCAACCGCCUGCUGUUCCGAAGCUUUAAGGAGGGGCUCAAGACCAAAUACCCAGCCUCCAACCGCCGCUGCUGAUGGCCCCUUUAAGCAUUUCAGACAUUCCGGCAGCUGGCUUUCCUAUAGAGUCCCAUCAAACUGAACCGCUCGGUGGGGUCUGUACAUUUUGGUGACUUAACCAUCAUCAGCCAGGUCCUGCUUACGAUAACAAGGUCAACCAUCAUCAGCCAGGUCCUGCUUACAAUAACAUGGUCUCAUGCAAUCUUCACAUGUAGACAAUAUGUACAAAAGGCUGGGUAAAUGCUCUGGAUAAAGCCUGAGAGUUAAACUCUUGUGAACUGUGCUCAUUCCAGGUGAAUCCGUGAACACUAAUAUUACUGCUGUUUAACAAAUUUUAUAGUUUGUUUUUGUGUAGUGAUGUGUGCUUAUUUUAGUAAUAUAUGCUGUUCUGAUGGGUCCUCUGCACCUGUGCCUGUUUUAGUAGGCAUAGUCUCUCACCUACUACUUGCUGUACAUGGCCCUUGAAUGUUGUUGUUCAGUGGUCAUGUAGAGACCCAAGUGCAUCAGUUCUGUAGAAACCUCACUCUCAGAUUGUAAACACUGUUGUAAAGGACUGGGUAUCUCGGUGCCUAUAUACAGAGAUAGGUAGUGCCCAGAAUGAAUUACAGGAAAAAAAAGUGAUAGGAGAAAUGUUACCUUAUUAGAAAACUUGAACUUUGAACCUCAGUGAUUGGUGCCCUUGUAUGCAGAAGAAUUGCAUUAAGCCUUGGAAAUAAGCCAGUUUUUCCUAUGGACAAAAAUGGUAUAAUAUUGACCUCCAUACCAUCAAAAACACUACUUGUUUUACAUAUAAUACUGCAUUUAGACAAUAUAUGCAUACACACAUAUAUGUGUGUGUGUGUGUGUGUGUGUGUGUGUGUGUGUGUGUGUGUGUGUGUGUGUGUGUGUGUAUGUGUGUGUAUAUAAAUUUAUGCUGGUAACUGUGAUGUUGGAACUAGUGAAGUAUAGGACCUGCUGUUGUGUUUCUAACUGAAACAUUAAGCAAACUUCCGUAACCACUCUUCCCAUCAGGACUUAUUUAUUUGUAAAUGUCAGUCUGAGGGAACAGUAUGCUAUUCACAUUUCUGUAGUUCGUCUGUGUUGUUUUUGUCUUGUGAUGUGGCAUUACGGCUGAUAGUGGAUAAGCGAUGGUUGGAUGAUUGCACUCCGCUGCCUUUCAGUUACAUCAUUGUUCUAGUUGCAUUUGUAACAUUGGUUGCCAUUGAUUUCUAGGAUUAACAGUCCUGGCUCAUAGACACUUUGAUCUGCAGUUGGUAGAAUCAGCUGUGUCCUUCAGAAAUGGUCAAGCUGUUUGGCUCCUGUCACCAGCCUUGGCCUGUGAUUGUUUAUUCAUAAAUCGGAUACGGUUGUUCUAGACAGAAUCUUAUGUGUGAUCUGACUGGUAGUAGACUCUCUAAAAGGGUACCUCAUCAUUUAUCCUGAUUAUUCAAGAAAAGAACAUGAUAAUGCAAGUUCUCCAUUGUGAACCAGUGACGUCGGUCUUUACUGUGAUGCAGUGAUUUCCAGUCCUCUAGCUAUAGUGUCAUAUAGCGAUAUCUGUUGUUACUCUGCCUGGCACUAAGAUCUAAAUUUAACAUGUAUUUAUUUCUGUCAAGAAACCCUUUGCCUAUUUGGAUAAAUGGAAUAAUGACUAAUGUGAGCUAACUAACUAACACUUUUACAGAACUACUUGUGAUACACAGUAUCUGAACAACAUUCAGCUUGGGAUAAGCAGUUGUUCCCUUGUUGUAUGUGGUCCUCCACAUCACAAGCCACCUCCUUCACCAUGGUGACCUUUGCACUCUUACUUACCGCGAACCUGUGUCCAAUCAGCAGCUGCUUCAGCUCUCACUUGUCCAGGGCAUGAAAAGGACAGGCAAGACCAGUGUUUCUCCCCCGAUCCUCAGGGAUCCCCCAGACAGUCCAGGUAUUUGCUCCAGAAGCUAGAAGGAAGCAAAAGUUUGAACCAUCUGGGAGUCCACAAGGACCGGGUUGGGGACCACUGGUCUAGGUGUAGGUUAGUUUACCUGUAAAUAAAAGCAUGUGUACACUGGACAAAUUCAUUGUCUGAGCCCUUGUAGAGUAGUGGAAGGGCUUUUUGCUUUUCUCUUUAGUGCUUCAAUGUUUACGUCAUGCCAGACAGACCUUAAAAUAGGCAGAACCUUUUCACCUGGAAUAUAUGAGCAUCAUUUUCAAAUGUUACCAAACUGCCCUUUGUCUUUGUUCUCUUUCAUCCCAGCUGCUUCCAGGACAGAGUCAUCAGUGGCCUCAGCCUGCAUGACUGCAAUCAUGACGCGGACAAUAGUUGUAUCAGUCUUCUUCUUGUAGUGGUGACCCACAUCCGGGGUAAAUUUAUUACCUUAUUUUUAUACACAAUCUGUGUUUUCGGUUACUAAACAUUUAUUUAUGGAGUAAUUGGGAUGAAAUACCUUGUGUAAACAUAUUUUCGCCAGUGACAUAAUCCAGUGUUUCUACCAAGACUGAAAGUGUUAUUUUAAAUAUCAUUUUAAAUGCUCAAAAAAAUGUGUAAAUAUAUACAGACGCUCCACUACUUACGAACUUUCAACUUGCGAACUUACAGUCCUUUUCGUAUGUCUGAAAGUCCAAAUUGUGAUCAUUGGGCUCCCGUUUCCUGUCCGCAACAUCAGUUUUUUUUUCUGCGCGCCAAUUCCGCCUCGUACGACUUCUGGCCGCUACUCCCAGCCCUCAGCAGGGUAGCGUGCGUGUUGAAUAAUGACUUACGAACAUUUCAUGUUACGAACAGCCGUUCGGAACGUAACUCAAUCAUAGGUAGAGGAGCGUCUGUAUAAUAAUUUGGGGGGGGUUAUGAUUUGAAAGAUUCUGUUUGUGCUUUAAGUUCUCAAUAAAUCAAUUGUGAAUGUU
Messenger RNA from Brienomyrus brachyistius, 4503 nucleotides. RefSeq names its product beta-1,4-glucuronyltransferase 1 (gene b4gat1). NCBI's taxonomy places the organism in Eukaryota, Metazoa, Chordata, Actinopteri, Osteoglossiformes, Mormyridae. Bases 373 to 1659 code for a protein of 428 amino acids. The transcript is spliced from 2 exons. The record is from RefSeq and is a predicted model, not a curated record. Gene Ontology annotation, molecular function: glucuronosyltransferase activity.